Mesitornis unicolor (brown roatelo) is the source of this 1365-nucleotide messenger RNA. It is a transcript of the gene TMPRSS4, whose product is annotated as transmembrane protease, serine 4. Gene Ontology annotation, cellular component: membrane. NCBI's taxonomy places the organism in Eukaryota, Metazoa, Chordata, Aves, Mesitornithiformes, Mesitornithidae. Bases 1 to 1365 code for a protein of 454 amino acids. Gene Ontology annotation, molecular function: protein binding; serine-type endopeptidase activity. Gene Ontology annotation, biological process: proteolysis. The record is from RefSeq and is a predicted model, not a curated record. The transcript is spliced from 12 exons.
AUGCUCAGGAGAUUACUGCAGGUGAUGGUGCUGCUGAUAGACCGGUGUUCUAUUACAAUACAAAUCAUAACUCGUGUUUCACAACUCCUAUUGUGGGUUUUAAGGAGUGCUGGGGCGGUCCUGUCCCAGUGUUCGCGCAGCGCGGGCAGAGCAGCGCAGGCACAGGGGCGGUGGGAGCAUCGCCGGGCUCCCAGGGCACCCGCAGGCUCCCCGCGUCCCGCACCGGAGGAGAUUCACCGGGUUUCUGCAGGCAGGAGACCACGCCGGAGCUGGAUGAACAUGGAUUUAUCCUCCGAGCGGCUGAAUGGCAGAGGUCCCAGCACCCGGCGCAAAGCCUCGGCGGCGCUGGAGUCCUUCAAGCGGAUCGGCAUCCCCAUCCUGGCAGCGGUGCUCAGCCUCGCCUGCCUGGUGAUGGUGGGGUUCCUGGUCAAGGUUUACCUGGACUACCACUACUUCUUCUGCAAACAGCCCCUGAAGCUAGUGUCGCUGCAGCAGCUCUGUGACGGGCAGCCCGACUGCCUGCAGGGCGAGGAUGAAGACAACUGUCCCCAGUGGGUCCCCGAGGGGCCACCAGCCACUGCUCGUGUUUCCAAAGACAGAUCCAUCCUGCAGGUGCUUAACAGCAACACCGGAGCCUGGUCCUGCGUCUGCCCCGACCACUUUGACCUGCAGCUGGCAAAAGCAGCCUGCGAGCAAAUGGGCUACAGCAGCACCCCUGCUUUCCGGGCGGUGGAGGUGGGCACGGGGCAGCCCCUGCCUGCCCGCGAGGUCGUGCUGAGCAACGGCAGCCUCCAGGUACCCGAGCCGGGCAGGAAAUGCCUCUCUGGGCUGGUGGUUUCGCUGUUUUGCUCCAGCUGCGGGGAGAGCACCCGGACCCGGGGGGUGCUGGGGGGGAGCCCGGCUGCCAUCGAGGCCUGGCCGUGGCAGGUCAGCCUGCAGUACAGGAAGGAGCACAUCUGCGGGGGCAGCAUCAUCGACCCCAGCUGGGUCCUGACGGCCGCACACUGCUUCAAGAACAACCCCGUCAUCCAGAGCUGGCGCGUCAAGGCCGGCUCCAACCUCCUCUCCGGCACCGCCACCCUGGCUGUGGAGAAGGUCUUCCUGGCCGAGGUGAUGCCGGCGUCGGCCAAGGACAACGACAUCGCCCUGGUGAAGCUGCGGGCUCCCCUGCGCGUCUCAGACAGCAUCAAGCCCAUCUGCCUGCCCUAUUUUGAUGAGGAGCUGGCUCCAGGGACGCCCCUGUGGGUGAUAGGCUGGGGCUACACGCAGGAGCACGGCUGCGGCACCCCCAGCACGCCUGGCGUCUACACCAGCGUCCGUGCCUACCUCAACUGGAUCCAGGCCGUCCGCAGGUCGGAGCUCUGA